GUAACAGCACGCCGCCAGGACGAUUAGUUCAACGGAUCCGUAUUGAAGAGGGUUCUCUGGACUUCAAGAUAAUUUUCUGCUUCAGUUGUGCGGGUUAUCUCUUUUGUUUACGUUAAUUUACGAUUUUAGGCCGUCUGACUUUGCUCCACCUUGAGUGUUUUAGUAAUCUCGAAAGGAAGCUGAAUCUUUUUGUUCUCAAUUCGAAACUCUUGUGCGAGUCCGAGACCUGUAAAUAAUAAAUUUGCUAAGUGGAAAAUUCCUGGAUCUUGCGUGGCACCGUUUUUAGAUUUCUUUUACUUCCCUUCGCGCAAAAAUGCACAGCCAACGUAGUGACAAGUAUAAAAAUGCUGGGAGGGAUCACAAUGCCGCCCGAGAGCGCCGGGAAAUGGAAACCAAUGAAUUACGUCGAAAUAAGCGUGAAGAGCAGAUUGCCAAAAAACUCAAUAUUGGAAACAUUCAGUCAUCCACUGAUGAGGAAGGGGACAUGCACGAGGCAGACACUGCGGCGCAGAUUGUGCAAAUCAGUCAUGAGAUGGUAAAUGAUCUCGCCAGUCAGGACCCGCGAAGAAUGCUGAAUGCCACACAAAACUUUCGAAAGUUGCUUUCUCGGGAACCUAAUCCACCCAUCGAUGAAGUGAUCAGCACCGGAAUUCUGCCGCGAUUUGUUCAGUUUCUGCAGAUGACUGAUCAGCCCCAGCUUCAGUUCGAGGCGGCGUGGGCUUUAACCAAUAUUGCAUCAGGAACCUCACAGCAGACUCGCAAAGUCAUUGAAGUUGGUGCUGUGCCGAUCUUCAUUCGAUUGCUAGAUUCUCCAUCUGAGGAUGUUCAAGAGCAGGCUGUCUGGGCUUUGGGAAACAUUGCUGGGGAUAGCACAGAAUGCCGCGAUCUUGUGCUGAACGAAGGAAUUCUUGUUCCGCUGAUAAAUAUCUUCACCCGUUCCAAGCGGCUAUCGAUGGUCCGCAAUGCUGUGUGGGCUCUGUCAAAUUUGUGCCGUGGCAAAAACCCCCAACCAGAUUUUGCCAAGGUGAAGCAAGCUUUGCCAAUUUUAGCCAGACUUCUGUUCCAUUCAGAUGCGGAUGUGUUGACCGAUGCAUGCUGGGCGAUUUCUUACCUGUGUGAUGGUCCAAAUGACAAGAUUCAGGCUGUUAUUGAUGCCGGAGUUUCUCUGCGAUUGGUCGAACUUUUGGGUCAUGAUGUACAAAACGUGGUUUCCGCUGCCUUGCGCGCCGUUGGGAAUAUUGUUACAGGAGAUGACCCUCAGACUCAGACGGUUUUGAAUAGUGGCGUAUUGCAGCCGUUAAAGACACUACUGGUUCGCCAAGAUGUGAAAGAAGCCAUUCGUAAGGAAGCUUGCUGGACGCUGUCAAACAUUACCGCCGGGAACCGCAGCCAGAUUCAGCUUGUGAUAGACGCAGGACUUGUUCCAAUUCUCAUUGAGAUUCUGGGUAAUGCUGAAUUCAAGACGCGAAAAGAAGCGGCUUGGGCCAUAACGAAUGCACUCUCUGGUGGUACCCAGGAACAGAUUCAGACGUUCGUGCAAACGGGAUGUAUUCCUCCUAUGUGUGAUCUUUUGGGCAGCACAGAUGCUCGGAUCUUGCAGGUGGCUCUUACUGGUCUCGAAAGCAUUCUCCGUGUUGGACAAAAUCGCUUGGAUGAUCAGGGCCUUAAUCCUAACGCGCUGAUCGUAGAGCAUUGUUAUGGGCUGGAAAAGCUGGAAGCCCUUCAAGUGCACGAAAAUCCGGAAAUCUACCAAAAGGCAUUGGAAAUUAUUGAGGUUUACUUUGGAGCAGAGGAUGAAGAGAACGAAUUAGGCGGCGGCGAGCAACCUGUUUAUGAUUUCACUGGGGGUCAGCAGCCGUCGCAAGGUGGCUUUUCUUUCUAAAUGUUUUUUUUAAGAAGGAUUUUCAAAGGGAAUAACUGUACCGUGAAAUGAAUGUUUCUUACAAACGCUCGUAUGGAAAGUUUUACAAUUAUUAAUUUUUUGUCAUUGUCAUGAUGGAAGAAUAGCCACGGUGCGUUAGUUGGAGUUUGGCAAAACUGACCAUGUUUCUAAUUUUGGUAUGUUUGGUUUGAUAGUCAUUCUGAUGAGUUUUAGACAUGAAUUACUUGACAAGAGCCGGAAAAAAACUGGUGUUAAUGAAAGAUUGAAAUGG
Molecule: messenger RNA, 2153 nt
Organism: Paramacrobiotus metropolitanus
Lineage: Eukaryota; Metazoa; Tardigrada; Eutardigrada; Parachela; Macrobiotidae
Product: importin subunit alpha-5-like
Exons: 12
Coding region: 314-1882 (522 amino acids)
Biological process (GO): NLS-bearing protein import into nucleus
Cellular component (GO): cytoplasm; nucleus; nucleoplasm
Molecular function (GO): nuclear import signal receptor activity; protein binding
Source: RefSeq, a predicted model, not a curated record